Messenger RNA from Quercus lobata, 1340 nucleotides. It is a transcript of the gene PDX1.2, whose product is annotated as pyridoxine biosynthesis 1.2. Gene Ontology annotation, molecular function: amine-lyase activity. The coding region runs from base 162 to 1076 and encodes 304 amino acids. Lineage: Eukaryota; Viridiplantae; Streptophyta; Magnoliopsida; Fagales; Fagaceae. Gene Ontology annotation, biological process: pyridoxine biosynthetic process; pyridoxal 5'-phosphate biosynthetic process; amino acid metabolic process. The transcript is spliced from 2 exons. The record is from RefSeq and is a predicted model, not a curated record.
AGUCACAAGUCACAAACAAGAUUAUUCUAUACACGUAAUAGCUGAAAUACACGUUACCUGUAAAAACAAGAACCCUUCAACCUCGAAAGUCUGAAUGUAGGAAUAAGAAAUAGAAUCGAAGUUUCUACACUUCGGUGGCAAUUUCACAAAUACUUGGUGCGAUGGCUGAAGACGGUGCCGUCACGCUCUACAAUAGCAUCGCCAUCACAGACGCCAAGACAAGCCCAUUUUCCCUCAAGGCUGGGCUGACCCAAAUACUACGCGGCGGAGCCAUUGUCGAUGUCACAAACGCCGAACAUGCCAAGAUCGCCGAACAGGCUGGUGCAUGUUGUCUCAUUGUCUCGGACCCAUCUCAACAAGGCAUUACUCGCAUGCCAGACCCGUCUCUCAUCAAGGAAAUCAAGCGCGUCGUUUCGAUCCCCAUAAUGGUCAGAGCCCGUGUCGGCCAUUUCGUCGAGGCCCAGAUUCUCGAAGCCGUUGGGGUCGAUUACAUCGACGAGAGCGAAGCUAUUGCUCUUGCAGACGAGGACAAUUUCAUCAACAAGCACAACUUCCGUUGCCCAUUUGUUUGUGGGAGUGAGAACCUCGGUGAAGCGUUGAGCAGAGUGAGAGAAGGUGCGGCUAUGAUAAGGAUUCAAGGGGAUUUAUCUGGGUCUGGAAAUGUAGCGAAAACCGUCAAGAAUGUGAGGGCUGUAAUGGGUCAGAUAAGGAUCUUGAAUAACAUGGAUGAAGACGAAGUUUUCGCCUUUUCGAAGACCAUAAGGGCACCCUAUGAUCUCGUGGCUCAAACCAAGCAAAUGGGCAGGCUGCCAGUGGUUCAAUUUGCCGCCGGAGGGAUCGUGACUCCGGCCGACGCGGCGCUGAUGAUGCAAUUAGGCUGCGAUGGCGUGAUCUUGGAUUCUGAGAUUUUCAAUUGCUCGGAUCCGUAUAAGCGUGUUCGGGGCAUAAUUCAAGCUGUCAGGCAUUACAAUGAUCCACAUGUGUUGGUGGAGACUAGCUCUGGGUUGGAGGAUAGCAAUGCUAAUCUGAAUCUCAGUGAGGACAGGAUCGAACACUUUGCACAUGAAAGUGCUUAGUGGGUGCAAGAAUCAUUGUAAUGUAUCUCUUGUCUGUUUCUGAGCGCAGCAUGUGGGGUUGUGUUUUUGUGUUGUAGGAUAAUAUGUUGUUGAGCAUAUGAGUCUCUUUGGUUUUGGUACUAAUAUGAUGUAGAGGGUACUAGCCACUAGGUCUGUCUUGUUGUUUUGCUCAUCACUGUAACCAUGAAUCUGAUGUGAAUGCUAUAUGCUGCAUAUGAUUCCGUGGAAAUAUAGAAAUGAAAUAAUAUAGUUGGUUAUUCAACU